CUGAGUCCAAGGUUUCUUCCUCAUGAGACAGCGUGCUUUGUUAAAAGCGAUCUACAAAUCAUACUGAAGUGAACAGAAGAUUGAUCACACAGAAGAUUGAUCACAAUGCUGAUCAGGAUGAAGCUCUUACUGAAAGCAGUGGAUGGAGUGCCAUGUUAGGAAGUCUUGUAUCUUCUGGAUGAGUAUGAGAUCAUGUCAUCACGUCCCCUCCUCCUGCUGCUCUCCUAUUUGCCAGAAACUCACAUUAUAGAGACACUCACAGGCGUUCAGCAAAGCAGAGACAGGAGAGACAAGAGGAGGACAAGGGAGGACAGUUCAGCGGAGAACACACAGCGGAGUUUUAUAUACAUAAAGCUUCCGCAACAAGAAAGAUAACAUAUAGAGGCCAAGCCGAGCAAGUUUAGUUGAAGCCGAGCUUCUUCAAUAUCAUGACUGCGUGCAUCUUCAUACGAGGAGGAAAGUUUGAGAGAGCCCUCGCAGAUGAUGAGAUUGCAGAGCUUCUUGAGGCCUUUGAAGAGUUUGAUAAGGAUAAGGAUGGACUGAUCAGCUGUAAAGAUCUAGGCAAUCUGAUGAGAACUAUGGGUUACAUGCCUACAGAGAUGGAGCUGAUUGAGCUGGGCCAGACGAUUAAUAUGAACCUGGGAGGACAGGUGGAUUUUGAAGACUUUGUGGACCUGAUGGCACCAAAACUCAUGGCGGAAACAGCUGGAAUGAUUGGCAUGAAAGAGCUGAGGGAUGCUUUCAGACAGUUUGACAUGGACGGUGAUGGGGAGAUCACGACAGAGGAGCUGAAGUUGGCCAUGAACAAGCUGUUGGGGGAAAACAUGAAUCAAAAAGAGAUUGACGCGGUGGUUAGGGAGGUCGAUAACAAUGGUGAUGGAACUGUAGACUUCGAAGAGUUUGUGAAAAUGAUGUCAAGCUGCUGAGAGGUGCAGAGGUGGAACAUGAUGACGUACAAUUACUUUGAUACUGUACUUUAUUUGGGUUUUUAACCGACUGUACCGUUCUUUCAUUCACUUAAUAAUGUUCAAAUUUAUCCUUAAUACAUUUUCAGACUACAUCGCUACAGUCCUCCGUAAUCGUACACAGGAUUUGGAUAAUUAGAAUUAAAAUUCAUAACAAAUAUAAACUUAAGCAUACUUAACAGUGAGAAUAAAACCAAAUCAUCAAUAUUGUAAUUUAUCUGUGAUCUACUAUAGACUGAUCAGUCAUAACAUUAAAAUGCAAGACAAUAUGCCCAAGGUUCCCCCUUGUGCCACUAGAGUAGCCCUGGUCCCUCGGGGCAUGACUCCUACGCAAAACCUGUAGGGAUGUGCUGUGGUGUCUGGAACAGGGACGUGGCGGGGUGUGGCAUCCAUGGAUCAGGUUUGUUUUUCCGGCACAUUCCAUGGAUGCUCGGUCAGAUUGAGAUCUGGGGAAUUUGAAGGUGAGAUUAACAACCUUAAAUUAUUUCUUCUGUUACACCCCAUACAUGGCAGGCUGUGAUACACUGGCUGUUCCGGUGCCUUUCUGUAAUGGUCAGCAUUAACUUUCCUGUAAUUUGUGCUAAAUUAGCUUUCCUGUGGGAUCGGACUGGAUCCUUGGGUGCCUAUGUCACCUGUUAACUGGAAUAUAAUUGAUAAUCAAUAUUAGUCAAUUCACCAGCCAGUGAUGUUAAUAUUGUGUUUUUAUGUUAAAAAAAGGUAUCAUUAAAGUAUCAUUAUUGCAAUUCAACUAUCUUUAACAUUAAACAAUUAAUUAUACUAGUUAACAUUUGAGAGAUUGAAAGUAAAGAUUUUUUUCUGCAUUCCUUGGUUACUUUAUGCUUAAAAAACAUAAAUUUCCAACAAGUAAAUGAAAUCAGAGUGCGGCUUGAGCUAGAUUUUGUUUGUUUUUUGUAAAUCUUUCUUGUACUUUCAUA
Clarias gariepinus (North African catfish) is the source of this 1900-nucleotide messenger RNA. RefSeq names its product calcium binding protein 5a (gene cabp5a). Gene Ontology annotation, molecular function: calcium ion binding. Lineage: Eukaryota; Metazoa; Chordata; Actinopteri; Siluriformes; Clariidae. The record is from RefSeq and is a predicted model, not a curated record. The transcript has 8 exons. Bases 429 to 926 code for a protein of 165 amino acids.